Messenger RNA from Toxorhynchites rutilus septentrionalis, 3025 nucleotides. It is a transcript of the gene CCDC151, whose product is annotated as outer dynein arm-docking complex subunit 3. NCBI's taxonomy places the organism in Eukaryota, Metazoa, Arthropoda, Insecta, Diptera, Culicidae. Gene Ontology annotation, biological process: outer dynein arm assembly; cilium movement. The transcript has 4 exons. Bases 64 to 1884 code for a protein of 606 amino acids. The record is from RefSeq and is a predicted model, not a curated record. Gene Ontology annotation, cellular component: cilium.
UUAUUCCACGUAAUUCAGUUCCAUAAGGCAAUUGGUCUCGUAAAAAUCUCACAAAAACCCAAAAUGUCUACUCCAAAGCCGAUUUUGAACGUCGAAAAUCUCGCGCUGACCAACAAGAAGAUUGGUGAGCUGAAGAAGAAAGUUAUGCUGGCUGAGGGACAGAAGAAAGCUUACACCGAAGAGUGGGCGGACACCAAAAAGGCACAGAACGAUAAAAUCGCCGAGCUGAAAAAAGAGGUGCGUGAUUUGACCAACAAGUUGUCCUAUUUGCACAAUCCGAACAGCGCGAAAGCCCAAAAGAACGUGCAGGAAAUCAAGCGCCGAGUGCAGCUUCCGCCUGGCGCCAAAACGAUCCAGGAUGCGCUGAAAAUUGUCGAUUUGAAAAUUAUCGACGUGAAUAAGCAGGCGGACGCGGUUGAGGCGAAGCACAAGAAGCGGGAAAUAUACUACAAAAAGCUGCUCGAUCAGCUGCACAUGCUGAUGGGUUAUAGAAAUUCCAACGCGGACGGAUCGAAUCCUCCCGAGACGGUCGAGGAGGAUGCGAAUCGGAAAUUGAUAACCCAUUUGGAGAAUGAAAUUCACCGGACAUCGGUCCAGUGGAUGGAGGCGGAGCAUAUCCGGAAGAAGUAUCGUGGCAUAAAGUUCUCGCUGAUGAGAGAUGCGGAGAAGUUUGAGAGAUCUCUGCUGGAGCUGGAGCAAGCCAUCACCGAACAACAGGCAGAGAUUACCAAGCUUGAGGGGGUCCACAAGGAGGCGAUGCAAAUGAGGGAUAAUACGAAGGGAAUUCUCCAGCGGCAGGAGCAAACAACGCACUAUGCCAACAAGGCGAGGGAGAAGCAAGCGCUGGAAUUCCGCCGACAGGUAGAGGAACGGAAGCUGGAAUUGGAGCGCCUUGAGCGGAAGAUCUUCUCCUCUGGAAAAACGCUAAUCCACCAGGAGAGUAUAAUAUCCGCCAGUGGGGAUCAUGUGGGUGGUAAAGGGGAAGGUGAAGACUCUAGUGUGCACGAUAAAGACAGCGCCUCGGUUAUGGAGCAGAAAUUCAAGAAGCUUAUGCAGGCCACAGGGGUUAGCGCUGCCAGCGAAGUCGUCGAUCGUUUCCUGGCACAACGGGAGGCGUCAGCUCGACUCACCUAUCUUCGCUCGAUAACCGAGAAUGAGAAGAAACAAUUGGAGUCACAACGGGAGCUUAUGACCGCCCAACUGGAUGCGUUCAAAUUCGCCGACGUUAAGGACAGUGAUGUCAAUCAAGAGGAGCUCGAGAAAAUACGUAACUCAAUCGAGGAACUAAAAGCACGCUGUGAGGAGUGUAACAAAGCGAUUGGAUAUACUAAAAACGUCUUCAAUACGAUCAAAGAUACGCUGAUUGAGUUGCUCUUGACGCUGAGGGAAAUCGAUGAGAACCUGGAGAUUCAAUUUUCCCGCCGAAUGACGAUGAAGCAAGCCGAGUUGUUGGAUCUCUCAUCAGGGAAUAUUUCCGUUGAUGAUCUGGGAAAUAUGUUGGAGGAAAAAAUUAAACUUGGAAUGAUAGCCAGCGGUCAGUUGGCUAACGAUGCCGACAGUGGGGUGUCCGAAGAUGAGAGCGAAGUACCCCGACCGACAAGUGCUCUACAGAUUCCGACAUCCAGUCCCUCGGUGGGCACAUCUUCGGUGCAGGAGGAUCGGGAAAAACCUCCAGCAUAUCCGCCGGUUUACAUGAAUUUGAUUGCCGGUCGAACGACCGCGCAGAUUUCAUCCGCUUCGCCAGGGCCGGGAACAAUAGUGGUGCUUUCGGACGAUGAAGCGGAAGUGCCGUCGAGAAGCUAUCUCAAACGACAGGCCAAUAUGAUUAUCGAGGCGAAAUCUCGAAGGAAGGGAUUCCGGAUGCCGCCACCGAAACGGCGCUAGAGAGGUGGUUUGAUUAUGAUACGAAAAUCUUUUUAUUCUUUUCUUCCUCUUUUUAACACGUUGAGCCCUGUGUCGGUUCCGAGGGACUGUCAUUAAACUUUUUGCUAGAAAAACGUUUAUCACUGGGACUGACAUGGUUUGUUUUCGGAUGUUUUACGAUAUGUGGCUACUUUCUAGUUGAAUUUCUGAGUUUUUUUUUGUAUAAUAAAUAUCUUUGGAAGCGGAGACCGACACUAAUAUUGUGCAAAUACUCUUUAUGCUGACUGAAUGGAAAUCGCUGCAAGAAUAAUCCGGGGCUCCGGCGUGUUAACGAUCAGAAAAAAAUGACACAGUUAUUCUAAUUUAUUUUUUAAGCUAAACUGAUAUGAAAAGUGAGCCAUAUAUUUCGUACUAUAUUGUGACUACUGAGUAAAACCUACUUCUAUAAUAAUUCUAUAUUCAACAUUAUCGUCAGAAGAAUAAACGCAAAUAGAUAUGUAUUCGCAUCAGAAUCUUAAAUUUAAGCUUGAUUCAUUUAGAAUCACAAAACUAUUCGUGUCUCGGGAUUGGUUAAAGGCACAAAAAAUGUUUUUAUACCAUAAUGUAAAUAUUUUUUUUCCAGAAAAAAUUGUAAGAGGUUGUAUCUAGGACACGACCGCAUUUUCAACGUAGAACUACGCAAUCAUAUUAUGCAAUCCACUUGUUUAACACUUCGAAUAUUAUUUUAAAAUGCAUCGAAAUUUUUGUAAUAGAUUAUGUUCUACGUUACAGGUAAAUUUGAUGAACGUCCUUUUACGUUUGAUAUGAUGCCUACGACUACCAAAAUAUAUGAACGGAAGAAUUGUCAAACGAUCAUUGUAUUUUACAUUUCCCCCUGAAAUUAUUGCACAUCUCAUGUUAACGUAGUUCUCGAACCGCGAAAGUUCAUUCACCUCUAGUAUCUGAAAUAACUAUUUUCCCAGACUUCUCAGUUUAAAAGUACAUUUAAGGGAAACAUAUUCCGGUUUGCACAACGACAAGCGAGUACAAAAGUACUCAACAGCAAAAAAUACCACCGACUUGCAUGUAUUUGCAAAGCGGAUUUAAUUUUGAAGUCCGUAUCAGGGAAACACAGCUCGGUGGGAACAAAAAUACCCUUGCAUGUAUAUUUGCAAAGCGAAUU